Morus notabilis is the source of this 1591-nucleotide messenger RNA. RefSeq names its product 187-kDa microtubule-associated protein AIR9. Lineage: Eukaryota; Viridiplantae; Streptophyta; Magnoliopsida; Rosales; Moraceae. Gene Ontology annotation, cellular component: plasmodesma; plasma membrane. The transcript is spliced from 3 exons. The coding region runs from base 391 to 1338 and encodes 315 amino acids. The record is from RefSeq and is a predicted model, not a curated record.
GGAAAAAAAAAAAAGAAAAUCCCAUAACCACUUUUGCUUUUUCUCUCCCCAACUCCAGUAUUAUUAUUAUUUUUUUCCGAAUACUUCCACGCUUUCUCUGCCAAAACAUCAUAAACCCUAGAAAUGCUUCCUGGUUUCCGUUUUAGUUUUCAGAUCUGAACCGUUUUCUAGGUAACAAUUUUCCCCUUCUUUUCUCCCUCUCCGUCGCGUUUGAAUUUCGCAUUCACAUUUUGCCGUUUCUGCUUCAGGAAGUUCCGUUCAAGCUCGAAUUUUCGGUCGAACGAACCUGCAUUUUGCGGUAGAUCCGAAUCUGAGUAUGAUCUUUCUGGUUGAGGAAUUCGUGUUAAAGUUGUGAAAAACUUCGGAUUGCUCAUUUGUGGGUGAACUUAAAUGGAAGAUCCAGUAGUACAACCUGGGGAAGACCCAAAGGUAAAACCCCAAGUUCCGCAGAAGCAAGUCCCAGCCGAUUCAUCGGAAAUUGAGAAAAAAGGUGCGAAAGCUGCGAAAUCCUCGGGUGCCGCUUCAAAGGUGUCGGCACCGACAAGUUCCGUUAGGAAGAAAGUGGAGCCAAAAGCUAGUCUGGAUUCUUCUUCGAGUUCGAAGAAAUUAACUCUUACUGGCUCCUCGCCGAGUUCCAAUUCGGCUCCGAGGGUGAGGCGAAACAGCACCGGCGGAUUGGCCGAGAAGGCGACUGUUGCCUCUGCCGCGAAGCAGAACAAUGCAGAUGCUGUCUCUGGGAAGAAGAGCGCGGAGCCUGUGAGGCGGUCUCUCCACGAACUUAGGAGUUCUUUGCCUUCAGUGGCUACGAAGCCUUCGAACAGAACGAGUGCUUCGGAAACUAGAAAGUCAACUCCGGCGACGCCAUUGGAUCGCAGUUUGAGAAGGUCGAUCGAUUCUGAUGUGACUAAUCACACUUCUGCUAGUAGGUCGUCAGCCAAGCCAUCACUAUCAGUUUCUUCUGCCUCUUCUGCUUCUUCUUCAAGAAGGGUACCUUCAACUUCGGUAGAUAGUACCGGGAGCAGUACAAUUUGGAAGACGGUUUCAAAGCUGUCUUCUCCGUCUUCUCGAUCACCUACGUUCACUAGUGGAUUGAGAUCUGCGUCUCUAUCAUCGUCUUUGGAUCGAGGUUCUAAUUUAUCUGGACGCAGGAAAGCAGCGGCUACUCCUGAAAUCAGGGAUUCGAAGUUCAUUGUUCUUCCCCAGGUGGAGAUAAAAGCUGGUGAUGACGUGAGGCUGGAUCUUAGAGGUCACAGGGUCCGCAGUCUCACUGCUAGUGGGUUGAACUUGUCUUCAAAUUUGGAGGUAAAUUUGUCAUGCACACUGGUAACUGUAAACUGAAGAGAGUUUUUGCUAUUGGUUUCUGUGUAAAAUUUCUUUCACCCAGUUUGUUGCCUCCUUCACUAAUAUGAAUGGCUUUAUCAAGCGUAGUUGGGAUUUUAAAAGAGACUUUUGUUUAUGUUAAAUUAACACCUUAUGAUUAUGUAUUAGACAAAGUACGGAAAAGAAAAGAAGUAUUCGGCAACUUUCUCUUCUUUAGACAUCUUAUGAAUGUGAAAACCUGAUAAGUAUUUUAUAUAACACUGCUUAUCAU